CCGUGUUGUUGUUCCCGGUGACGCGGCGGAGGUGUAGCCUGACGCGGGCUCUUACGUGUCGGCCAGAAUAAAAGUGGAGCUCCGGAGGCCCGGGAGUGACGAAGGGAGUCUGUAUCGCUUAGCCGAUGAAGAUGGAGUCAGUGGAGGUUCAGCAGGGAGUGGAGGCUGCUGUGACUGAGGCGGAGACCCAUCAGAUCGCCCAGGCACAGAUCGCUACUCUGGCACAGGUAACCAUGACAACAGGCCACGCCUCAGCAACAGGUCCCACAGUAACACUCGUACAGCUUCCCAACGGACAGACGGUUCAGGUCCACGGUGUGAUCCAGGCUGCACAGCCAUCUGUUAUCCAGUCCCCACAGGUCCAGGCUGUACAGAUCUCCACCAUAGCAGAGAGUGAGGAUUCACAGGAGUCAGUAGACAGUGUGACUGACUCCCAGAAGCGCAGAGAGAUUCUGUCACGACGCCCCUCAUACAGGAAAAUCCUGAAUGAUCUCUCGUCCGACGCACCUGCUGUCCCUCGUAUCGAGGAGGAAAAGGCUGAGGAGGAUUCAUCUGCCGCUGCUGCAGCUGCCACACCUUCGAUCACCACAGUGACUGUGCCCACGCCCAUCUACCAGACCAGCAGCGGCCAAUACAUUGCAAUCACACAGGGUGGGGCCAUUCAGCUGGCUAACAAUGGUACAGAUGGAGUCCAGGGCCUUCAGACUCUCACCAUGACAAAUGCAGCAGCCACCGCCCAGCCCGGAGCCACCAUACUCCAGUACGCACAGACCAGUGACGGCCAGCAGAUACUGGUUCCCAGUAACCAGGUGGUGGUGCAAGCCGCCUCAGGUGACGUCCAGGCUUAUCAGAUCCGAGCAGCCCCCGCCAGCACCAUCGCCCCAGGGGUGGUCAUGGCCUCAUCCCCUGCCCUCCCCACCCAGGGCGCUACUGAGGAGGUCACCCGCAAACGGGAAGUCCGCCUCAUGAAGAACAGAGAGGCAGCUCGCGAAUGUCGCAGGAAGAAGAAGGAGUAUGUUAAGUGUCUGGAGAACCGAGUCGCCGUCCUGGAGAACCAAAACAAGACGCUAAUCGAAGAACUGAAAGCCCUUAAAGACCUUUACUGCCAUAAAUCUGAGUAGCUGUGUCCUGAACAGCGAGCUGGGCCAAGUAGCAUUUCAGUUCUCUUCAAAUACUCCGACUGUUUCAGCCUGCCUGGCCUUCCAGUUUGCACACAGCUGGUUCAGCCUAAUCCAGUUCUGCUUACACUAUGUUAUCUUCAGUAACAAUGAAUUUAAAACACACUAAACCUUUCCCGUAUCAGAACAUUAAAACCCCUGUGCGUACUGUCACCCAGGUCUGAUGUUAGACAAGUGCCAACUGAAACUUUAAGUCUAAAACAGAAGCUGCGAUCCCGAGCCUGCGUCUUAUUGUCGUAGAUUUGGCUUAUACCCAAAUAAGUUAGUGUAACGCUGUACUCAUCACGGCCUGAGGUUCUAUCAACCAUCUACAUGUUGUCCUAGCCAGAGUACAACAAACAAAAUGGUGCACAACCUUCUGAUGCAAAUGGUUCAUACUGUUUUUACUGGGGUACAAACUUUUGUCAGCUCUGCUCAGACCUCAAGUGUUGUUUUUAAGGUGUUGAAAAUCAGUCUGAAGCACGUAAUUAAUUGGCCUUGUUGGACUCCAAUCAAGCAUUUGCGUAAGCAAUAAUGCCCAACAAGUUGUCCUUGAAGCCACUGUUGCUAUGGUUACCUGCAGUUAUGUUUAAGGCGUCCUUGUAUGUGAUUUCAUGGACGGCUUCCAAUUAUUCAUGGAUGAAUAUGUCCUGUUGCAGUGGUGAAACUUUACUUUGACGGUGGUGAGUGGCCAAAAUUAUGACAACAAGACCCAGCUUGUAAAAAAAAUGCAGUGAUUAUGAAGUCUAUUUGUUGCAUUGAAAGUAUGUUCAGAACAUACUUUAUCCUAAAAACAUUUGUGGACUUAAGAUUGGGACAUUUCCAUAUCAGACGAGCUCAGUCAGUUGCAGUUAAAGGCUUUGAAUGAAUUAUGAAUCUCUACUUGAUCCACAUGAUGUGAACCAACUUUUCAAAUAUAUGGCUUCUUGUAUAGCGGACUCUACAACUGAUUAGGCACAAACAUGUCAUUUUUUAAGGGUUUUUAAAGAUGCUACCAACUGCCAGUCUUUUAGGAAGUGGAGCUCUGUGUGUAAGCAGACAGUAGAUUGUUUUUAAGUUAGUCUCCUGCACAAGAGAUGCUGUUAAAAUGAGAUCAUUACCAAGCUGAAGCACAGUUUAAAAGCAAGAUUAUUUUUUUUACAACCUGCGGUCACAUCCUUAUAGUUUUGGCCAACAUUUCUAUUAGUUAUGCAAACAUUUUACACACUAGCCAAAGUCCAGUGGGGCAGCAACGCAAAGGGCCGUGUUAUUGAUAUCACAUUAUUUGGAAGUGAAAUUAUCACCUAACCUGGUUGUGUCUAAAGCCUCGUUUCCACCAAAUACUUUCGGUAUGGUACCUUUGGAACCAACAGUAACCCUUCAGACAUGGUACCUA
Epinephelus lanceolatus (giant grouper) is the source of this 2532-nucleotide messenger RNA. RefSeq names its product cAMP responsive element binding protein 1b (gene creb1b). The record is from RefSeq and is a predicted model, not a curated record. Gene Ontology annotation, molecular function: cAMP response element binding; DNA-binding transcription factor activity, RNA polymerase II-specific; protein binding. Gene Ontology annotation, biological process: regulation of transcription by RNA polymerase II. Gene Ontology annotation, cellular component: nucleus; ATF4-CREB1 transcription factor complex. Lineage: Eukaryota; Metazoa; Chordata; Actinopteri; Perciformes; Serranidae.